AUGAUUGAUCUCGUCACCGUCAACAGCGGUCUGUCCUCGAAACUGGCCCUACCGCACCACUACUGCUACUUCCUGGUCUUGGUCGCUCCAGCUGCCUAUCACCCACCGUCGAGCUCUACUAACCGCAGUCCUACUACCAGCAACAACCCCAACAGGGUUACUACCAACAAGGGCCUCCUCCCCAAGGCUACUACCAACAACAACCACAACCAAUGUACGUUCAACAACAGCCAGCCCGUGGUGGUGGCGGAGGCUGUUGCUCGUCCUUCUGCGGUUGUUGUGCAGCCAUCAUCUGUUGUUGUUGCGCCGAAGAAUGUCUUGAAAUGUUGUGUGUCUAAUAAAUAG
Molecule: messenger RNA, 345 nt
Organism: Suhomyces tanzawaensis NRRL Y-17324
Lineage: Eukaryota; Fungi; Ascomycota; Pichiomycetes; Serinales; Debaryomycetaceae
Exons: 1
Coding region: 1-345 (114 amino acids)
Source: RefSeq, a predicted model, not a curated record